CAAUAAGACGCGCGGCCCGCCCCCGGGUGGCCCGGCCCGGCGGCGGCGCUCCCCGUGAGGCGGCGGCGCGGCUCCAGCCCGGUAACCAGCCAAGAGUGUGUGCUGGCCUCUGUAUAAAGCAGCUCUUGAGCCCGUGCUGGGAUUUGUAUGGGUUGUUCCUUUGCUGUAGGAAAGAUGUGUCGCUGUUAGAUGCCAGACCAGCUUCCCUCCAAAAUGGCAAAGUACAGGCUCGUUCUCCUGAGACACGGGGAAGGAGCCUGGACCAAGGAGAAUCGCUUCUGCAGCUGGGUGGACCAGAAGCUGAGCAGCGAUGGCAUAAAGGAAGCUCAGAACUGUGGCAAGCACCUCAAAGCCCUGGGCUUCGAGUUCGACCUCGUGUUCACCUCCGUGCUGAGCCGCUCCAUCCAGACCGCCUGGCUGAUCCUGCAGGAGAUGGGCCAGGAGUGGGUCCCCAUCCAGAGCUCCUGGAGGCUGAACGAGCGGCACUACGGAGCGCUGAUCGGGCUCAACAGGGCGGAGAUGGCUCUGAAUCACGGCGAGGAGCAAGUGAAAAUCUGGAGGAGGAGCUACGACGUCACCCCGCCUCCCAUCUCUGAAUCUCACCCCUACUACGCAGAGAUCUACAACGACCGCCGCUACAAAUGCAGCGACGUCUCCCAGGAGAAUCUCCCGAAGGCUGAAAGUCUCAAAGAUGUGCUUGAAAGACUCCUUCCCUAUUGGAAUGAAAAGAUAGUGCCAGAACUGAAAAGUGGCAAAAUGAUUCUUAUCUCUGCUCAUGGCAACAGCAGCAGGGCGUUGCUGAAGCACGUGGAAGGCAUCUCGGAUGAGGACAUCAUCAAUGUCACCCUCCCCACUGGUGUGCCCAUACUUCUUGAACUCGAUGAGAAUUUGCACCCUCUGGGCCCUCACCAGUUUCUGGGUGAUCAAGAAGCUAUCCAAGCUGCCAUCAAAAAAGUGGAAGAUCAAGGGAAAGUAAAAUCAGCUGAGAAGUUAAAUCCCACUGUCUAGCAGAGCUGUGUUCAGUGUGGUAGUAAGUGACAAUGUGUGUAUGACUGCUAGGUUGCACUGUGUGAAUGUCUCAAUUUCAAGCACUAAAUAAUUGGAAGGGACAAUUGUUGAGCCUCAGGUUGGUAGUUUAACCCCUCUGCCUUUUCAAAAACUGGAAUUUAGAUUGCAGCUUGAGAUUUUUGGUGCUGGAAAGGGAAGAGAUGAUCCAGGUCAUGGAAACUUGCAGGGCAGCCUGCCCCAGAUCCACCACUGAGGGUGGCCCAGUGGAGAAACAAAGGGAUGUGAUAUUGGUGUCUACCAGCAAUCAGUCCUGAUCUGUUAAGGAGAAAAGCACCAGCUUACUGGAGUAAUUUAGUCCAGGAUGUAUAGGCACUAAAACUGUCACUGGAACCAGAUAACUCUGUUACCAACUAUGAUUUUUCUGUGUCACAGCAGCUGUGUCAGUUUGUUCUCAGUGGAUUUCCUUCAGUCUUUCAGAACACCUUCAGCUGGACAACUCUCUGCCUUUGUCAUUUUGAGUCUUCUGUGGGCAGUUCAUGGUCCAGAGAAUUUUGUAGAGAUGUCCUGACUACUAGAGUUAUCAUAGUUGUCUUUUUUUACUCUGUAUUUGGUUUUUAAGGAAUGCAGAUGGAAUCCCCUUUCCUCCACCAUCUUUGCAAAGCCUAGCAUAGCUGCAUUUUGCUGGCUUGCAGUAAUAGGUUUUAAGUCAGAUUUUAGUCCACAAAGGAAGCACAAAGGUUUUCUUCUGCUCAAUUUUUCAAUUAUGUAGCUCCUUGUGAGGCACCUGAAACACUUUGGUAAGGUGUACUAGAGGUUUCAUCACCCUUUAGUCAGUUGAUAAAUAAAUCCUGCUCACCUCAGCAAAAGUGACAUAGGAAAAACCCCUCUAAGCUUUCCUGAGUUGCAAAGGUAAAUGUGUUCCACAGUAACAUUAUCUGUGCCAAAUUCUCUGAAGGGCUGCAAGAGAUGCAUGCAGCAUGUGAGUGUGAGAGGAUUUUUUUUUUUUUUCCUUUUGAAGAGAGCAGUGUGACAGUGUGGUGUGCCUCUGACAGCCUUGCUGACGUGUGGAGCAAGACUUGGCAGGUCUGAUGCCAGCUCACAUUAGAGUAGCACAUACUCCAUAAAAGACUUCUUGCUAGAAGGUAGUUUUUCAAGCAUGAAUGGUGCUUGGGCUUCUCUUUGGUUUUUGUAGCCCUUGCAGUAGAAACAAAGUUACAUGCUUUUCUUUUAAACAUAAAGCUGGUAGGUUUCAUCUUUCUUUGUACAAGAGACAUAUUUCAAUGUUUUUUUGCUUGUUUUGGUUUUUUUUCCCUCUGAAAUGCCAUUAGCAGCUUCUGUCCUACUUGAUUUGAUACUGACUUACUUUCUGGGGUUUUAGUUUCUGUGCUUAGAGGGUAACUCUGAAUCUUAGUUGGUAGUUUACAAGUGAGAGUUACAGUGUUAGAUUGCUGAUCAGCAAAUUUCACCUGUGAAAGCCCUGGGAAGGGUCACUGGCACUCAAGUGAGCAAAUUCUUCCCCAAACAUUAAUGUGUGAAGCUUAAUAUCAAGUAAAUGUUACUGUAGGCUUGUAAACAAGACUAGCAGAGCCACCUGUAGCCAGUGGAACUGCGUGAACCCAGGUGUGUGAGCACACAGGGCAUGCCCACAUCCCUUUGGCAUUGUGGAAUUGUAAUGUGGAAUUGCUUCAGGAUGUGACAUGCAGCUGGAAUGUCCUUGGAAAUGAACCCAGCUGAACUGGGAGACAGGCUCUCUCCUCCCCUUAGAAUCCAUGAUCUCUUCUGUGGGUGGGGAGGGGAAUGGAAAGGUGGAUGAGGGAAUUUAGGGAGCAUUAAUUGCAGCUGAAAUCAUCCUUGGAGUCGUGGCCAGGAAGAAGAGAACACCAGUGUGAUGUUUGCAGGAGGUGCUGUUUCUACAGUCCUCCUUGAGAUGUGAACAGUGACAGUGCUCUGGGAAGUUUGACUUGGUUUCCUUGGGUUGUGGCUCCACAGUGAUGACAGGAUUUUAUGUGCACAUCUGGCAGCAAUAACACCUUGCAAAAGUAUCAAAUGGAACCAACUGGGGAUUUUAUUCUGCUCUUUAGGAUUGUUUUAACACCUUGCAAUUCCAAGGAACCUUUUAUUUAAAAUCCUGAUUCAUAAGCCAUGCCUAUUGAAGAACAGACACCAAGUUCCAAGGUGUCAGACACCAAGAUCUUCAGGCAUAGCUACAUCAGAGGGAAAAAUGAGAAUCCUGCUUGAGAGUUUUGUGGUUGGGAAGCAUUUUUCCCUAUGUUUGAGUGUGCCUCAAAGUUCUAUCAGGUAAAUGGUGUUUUUAAAGUUAACAUAAUGGAUGUUGUUGAUUUGGUUUGUUUUAUGCAUUUUUAACAUGUGGCUCAGCAGUAAUAGCUCUAGAUCCUCUUGAAAACCUUUGUAAAUAUGGUGGAGCUGGCAGGUUCUUUAUAACUCAAUAAAUUCACCUGAAAUAGAAGUUAA
Molecule: messenger RNA, 3480 nt
Organism: Passer domesticus (house sparrow)
Lineage: Eukaryota; Metazoa; Chordata; Aves; Passeriformes; Passeridae
Gene: BPGM
Product: bisphosphoglycerate mutase
Exons: 4
Coding region: 190-1008 (272 amino acids)
Biological process (GO): glycolytic process
Molecular function (GO): intramolecular phosphotransferase activity
Source: RefSeq, a predicted model, not a curated record